CGAUUACAAAAAUUUACAAACUACAAAUAAAAAUAGUAUAAAUAGUAGUAAGUAAAUGGCAGUUGUAUCAUCAGUCAGUCAAACAACAAACAGUCAUGUCGACCUUCACCCGCUGCGGAUUUCUGCUGUGUCUCACUGUCUGCCUGCUUCAGGCGACACAAGGACAAUACCUCUCUGGCGGUUUAGGUGUGGGAUACGGCACUAACGCAGAGUGUGGCUGCAUGCGGGGCCAGGGAUACAGUUGGCAGGGGCUCGGCACCGGGAGCGCGUGGGGGUUGCCGGAAGUGGUCGGCGGCUACGGAGGCGAGGGCAUCGGAGACUUGGACGUCGCCGGCGAGCUGCCUGUGGCUGGCACCACGCUUGUGGCUGGCCAGGUGCCGGUGCUGGGAGCCGUGCAGUUCGCGGGGGAAGUGCCCGCCGCCGGUCUCGUUACCAUCACGGGCAGAUGUGGCUGCGAUUGCAACGGAAAUGUUCUGUUCUAA
Messenger RNA from Papilio machaon (common yellow swallowtail), 482 nucleotides. RefSeq names its product chorion class A protein PC292-like. NCBI's taxonomy places the organism in Eukaryota, Metazoa, Arthropoda, Insecta, Lepidoptera, Papilionidae. Gene Ontology annotation, molecular function: structural constituent of egg chorion. The coding region runs from base 96 to 482 and encodes 128 amino acids. Gene Ontology annotation, biological process: chorion-containing eggshell formation; multicellular organism development. The record is from RefSeq and is a predicted model, not a curated record. The transcript has a single exon. Gene Ontology annotation, cellular component: egg chorion.